Necator americanus (New World hookworm) is the source of this 372-nucleotide messenger RNA. RefSeq lists its product as uncharacterized. The transcript has a single exon. NCBI's taxonomy places the organism in Eukaryota, Metazoa, Nematoda, Chromadorea, Rhabditida, Ancylostomatidae. The record is from RefSeq and is a predicted model, not a curated record. Bases 1 to 372 code for a protein of 123 amino acids.
AUGACACGUGAAAGAUGCCAACAUCUUGCACCGCCAUCGAAAGUGAUUAAAGUAAAUCGUCUUCGCUUCUUUGGUUGUAUAUUAAGGAGACCAGCAGAUCGCCUUGUUCAACGAGUUCUGAAGAGUUUCCCGGGUUCGAGUUGGAAGAAGCCACCUGGCCGAAAACGGAAGUUCCGGAGUGAGGCGGUGAAAGAGGACCUGAGGACACUCGCCGUGGAUAGGCAGUUCAGGCGAGACGUAAGGUUAAUAUGGAGUAGCGACGAAUGGAUUGAUUCUGUGCAAGCUCUCGCAGAAGAUCGAGAAGGUUGGGCAGAGCUGUGUUCAAGGACGGCACACCUCGGCGAAGAUGCGGGUGAUCGCGUCAGGCGAUGA